This is a messenger RNA of Colius striatus (speckled mousebird), 4194 nucleotides long. RefSeq names its product mitogen-activated protein kinase kinase 3 (gene MAP2K3). The transcript has 13 exons. The record is from RefSeq and is a predicted model, not a curated record. Gene Ontology annotation, biological process: MAPK cascade; protein phosphorylation. Lineage: Eukaryota; Metazoa; Chordata; Aves; Coliiformes; Coliidae. Bases 552 to 1595 code for a protein of 347 amino acids. Gene Ontology annotation, molecular function: MAP kinase kinase activity; ATP binding.
CGUCUGGCAGGCAUCGGACCAGCAUGACACUGCCAGCGUGCCGGGGCUGAGGAACGUGGGGAAAUGGCUUUGCUGGUGUCUUGGGGCAACGGGGAGCCGGUUGCAUCAGCGUCGUGAGCGCAGAGCGGGCGGAGGAGGGAGCACACGGAGUACAGUUGCUGCUUCUCUCUUAUCGCUGGAAUAAAACUUGAGGGGUUUUCCUUGCUCGGGAGUGAUGCGCUGGAAACUUGAAGUCAGGAGCCAUGUGAGCAGAUGAACGCACCUCAGCGUGACAUUUUUUUUCCCCCCUCCUCUUUCAAAUGAUCCAUGUCUUAACCGGAGGGAAUGUGGACCUGAGUUUCCUGUUUGCUGUGUAAGCAGGGUGUGAAUCAGCAGCGAAGUACGGUGCUGCUGAGCGGAGCUGCUGACUCACAGGUAGAGCACAUGCCUCCAGCCGCCCUCCCGCCUUGAAAGGGAUCAACUGAGCUUCUUAAAAAGGUUCUCACGGGGACGCUCCGGUUCAGACCCCUUGCUCAGCUCGGAGGUGCUGUGAGCAGCGUGUGGAUGUGUGGAUGGAGGGAAGAGAUUCCAAAGGAUCCUUGGAGCCUCACAAACCGAUGAAAAGCAAGAAGAAGCGGGAGCUGAGGAUAACAUGUCCCCCCAUCAAACAGCCUGUUGCCAACACAACGCCCCCGAGGAACUUGGACUCCAGAGCGUUCAUUACCAUCGGAGAUAAAAACUUCGAGGUGGAAGCUGAUGACCUGGUGGCCAUUUCGGAGCUGGGCCGCGGGGCCUACGGCGUGGUAGAGAAAGUCCGACACGCACAGAGUGGCACCAUCAUGGCCGUGAAGAGGAUUCGAGCGACUGUGAACACACAGGAGCAGAAGAGGUUAUUGAUGGACUUGGACAUCUCCAUGAGGACAGUGGACUGCUUCUACACUGUCACCUUCUACGGAGCCCUCUUCCGUGAGGGCGACGUGUGGAUCUGCAUGGAGCUCAUGGACACCUCCCUAGAUAAAUUCUACAAGAAAGUACUGGAGAAGAAGAAAACCAUCCCUGAAGACAUUUUAGGGAAAAUGGCUGUGUCUAUUGUACGAGCUCUGGAGCAUCUGCACAGUAAACUCUCCGUAAUCCAUAGAGACGUGAAACCUUCCAAUGUGCUGAUCAACAAGGAGGGACAUGUGAAAAUGUGCGACUUUGGGAUCAGCGGCUACUUGGUGGACUCAGUUGCAAAGACCAUGGAUGCUGGCUGCAAACCAUACAUGGCUCCAGAAAGAAUAAACCCUGAGCUGAACCAGAAAGGCUAUAACGUGAAAUCAGAUGUCUGGAGCCUGGGAAUCACAAUGAUUGAGCUGGCCAUUCUCCGCUUCCCGUACGAGUCCUGGGGGACCCCCUUCCAACAGCUCAAGCAAGUGGUGGAGGAGCCCUCGCCCCAGCUGCCCGCCGAUCGCUUCUCCAAGGACUUUGUGGACUUCACGGCGCAGUGCUUAAGGAAGAACCCCGCUGAGAGAAUGAACUAUUUAGAACUUAUGGAACACCCUUUCUUUACCUUGCACGACACCAAAGAGACUGACAUGGCCUCCUUUGUGACAGAGAUCCUCGGGGAAGACUCCUAACUCAAACCUCCUGGCUUUGUCCAGUCCCCUCCGUCCAGGCAUCCCCCGAGAAGAGCGAACGAGGACUCAAGUUUAUGGUGGUUUGCACAAAUCCCACUUCCCCGUGGCACCCUCCAGCCUCACAAUCUCUUUUCUCCCUGCCCUGUAAACCAAAUCCCCCCGGCAUGAGCAUUUUGAAGCCCAACACCAUAUCGACUAAGCCAUGGAGACCGAAGGCUCAGGAGUUCCCUGCUGAUGCUGGCGUGUCCCUCCCGGGGAGAGGGCUGUGCCCACAGCACCUGAGCAGGGCCAGGGCAGAGAGUGCCCAGAGGGCAUCUCCCUGCCCUGGGCAGCCUGGGGCACAUGCAGGGGGUCUGCAGUUCUUUGCUGCCUGAGGAGGGCAGAGAGAAAAAAUGCUGCUGUCCUCACCCCACUCUUCUCCCCUGCCUGCCCAAGCACCCUGCCUGGACUCUGGUCUCGCUUGCCUUCCCUUUGUGCCUGGCUCUGUGCUCCCAGGAGCCUACACAGCUUUUUAGGGGGCUGUGGGGCUCCGUGGGCAUGCUGCUGUUCCCAUCAGAGGCCGUUUUAAUGCCUGGCUCGACAUCUUGACCCUUUGAGGCAGCUCCAGACUGGGCACCCCCUCCCUCAAUAAAUACGCUGCUUCCUUGGGAGGGGAAAAAAAAAUGCAUCCUUUUUUUUUGAUGAACCCACCUUGACACAAGCUGCGACCCACACUCUCCCCACAGGACCUCACCCAGCACACAGUGCUCCCUUCCCGGGCGGGCACAAGGCUGUGGAGGGACCAGCCAGUGCCUGGGCACUGCCUGUGUGCCCCCCCAGCUCUGGGCACCCGAUGCCUCCCCUGGCUCCCGGAGAAGAUGUCGCUCCAUCUGCCUUCCAUAGAGCCUCGUGUAAGACCUCGCACUGUGACACCAGCUCCUUUUGGAGGCCGUCCCCUGCUCCCCUCGUGUCCCAGAACUUGCCUGUCACCCCUCCAGCUGCCCUCUGAGGUGGCAGCCGAGUGGAAACCCCAGUGACUCGCCCGGGGGCUGCCACCACUUGUACAUUUUUAUGUCUAUAUAUAAUGGACUUUGUAACAUGUUUUCCUAGUUUUAAUCUAACUCGCUAUAAAUUAAAAAGCCCUUGUGUGUGGGAGGAGGGAGGAGCAGUUCCUUCUCCGCUAACAAAUCCACUGUGAAAAACCUGAUGUGUUUCCCCACUCUCCCAGCCUCCAGCACCCUGCAGGGAGCUCUGGGAGCAACAGGGGUUGUUUCUGGCUUCUACUGUAUCUGAUCACAGGACAAACGCACCGGCCGUGGAUUUCCUUGGGGUUUGGUUGGGUUUUUUUCAUAGAUUUCAAUUUUCAGAGGGAUUUUUGUGGUUUUUUUUUCCUUUUCUAAUAUAUAAUUGUGUGUGUGUAUGUGUGUGCACUAUAUAUAUAUAUAUAUAUUAUAUUUUUAAAUCAACAAUGAGCGUGUGAGUGUCUCUGUGGCCAGCAGCUUGGGUGGAGGGGCUAGUGCUUUUCUGGCUUGGUGGGGAAUAGGGGAAGGACACCCUGGCCUGAGACUUUUUUUCUUAAAAAAAGAAAAAGAAAUGCAUCUAUUUUAAAACUGAAUCUUCAAUAAAUCAAUGUUGCUCCUGAGAUUCAUGCCCCAGAGGUGUGCAUUUCAGGGGGCAUUUCCUGGCCUUCAGCAUCCCCCAGCCCCUGAAGAAUGAUGUCCCCUUAAAUUCAUCACUCCCCACUCCUGCAGCCCAGAGAUCCUCAGUCUGGGCACAGGGCUGCUCGACAUCAUCUCUUCCUGCAAGCUGCUCCCAGGGGAACCUGCUUCAGGGCAAUUGGUUCUCAGUCCUUGCUGGCAUGGUGCAGCAGCAUUAUUUCUUCCCCCUAUCACCCCCUCCCCCUGUCACAUCCCUGAAAGAACCACCCCAGGCCCAGCUGCUCCACUCCGGUUCCAACCUGACACCCCCACCCCACCUCUUCAUCUAAAAUGAGGAAGUGGGUGAUGUUGUCCCCAGCUCCUCCUUGGUCCUGCUCUGCAAACCACCUGCUGCUCUCUGCGUGCACCCGCUUGCUUUGACAGCUUUGCAGCUGAUGUGUUCAGUUGUGGGGUUUCUUUCAGUGUUGGUUACUUUGAAUUAGGUUUUGUUUUGAUGCUGAGCUUUUGUUCUUUUAUCUCUUUGUUUUGACCCCUUUCCUCACCUUUUUUUGGUGCUUUGGGGAAUAGUGAUUUUUUUAUUUGGGCAUGUGUGGGGUUUUUUUUUUCCUGUGUUUCUCCUGAAAAAGUCCCAAUUCCUGUAUUUUGGGGAAAGGGAGUAUCUGCCCUUUCAGCUACCGGGGCAGUGACUCUGGGCUGGGCUUGGAACUCUGGAUGGAGCAAGGCUUGGCUGAAGAGGCAAACUCAACACCUCCCUCUGCUCUGCUUCAUGCGGGAGCUCUGCCGUCUUGCUCUUCACACUUCCCUGGUCUCCCUCUGCAUCUCUUCUGCUAUGGCAAGGGGGAACAGCAGCCCUGGGGGAACCAGCUUGGCUUUAAGGGGGCCAGAAGCCCCUGUAGCCUUAUCUGAGAACGGUCUGUACCCACUAACUCCAGUCCUUGUUUUCAAUAAAAUUCACCCUCCAA